UUCGUAGAUUGUAUUGGGAGAGGAUUGAGGUCCGUUAAUGCCCGGAAUCCUGCUGGGCGGAUCUCGCAGCCGCGUAGCGCAGGGCCCGAGAGGCCCUCGGGACCCGCUUCUUUCCCUGUAGAAGUCCAGGGAUGGGGUGGGGAAAAACAGCGUCGCUGUCCAGGGUUCUGAUCGGCCGAAAUGCGCCGGGAGUGCGCUGCCAAGACAAACUUCAUCUAGUCCACCUCUGAGUUUUGAUGGGAACCUCUGUCAGUUCUUGUCGGGGAUGGGGAGCUGAGUCUGUGGGUCGAACCUCAUAGGUUUCUGGGGUCAAUGCAGCUCCCAGAGCUGGGCUGCUUGUGCUAAGGUUUCUCCCGCAUAGAUACACAAGUGAACCUGGAACAUGCUGGCGGAGAUGGUCGGGACCCCAGCCUCACCUCGCUUCACAGCCACUGAACUACAGGAGCGCACAGGGCGCACCAGCGGGGAGUUGCUGCGUAGGUCAGAAGGGAAUCCGAGGGGGCUUUUAGCAGACUCAGGAGCGCAAAAAGGGCAUCCGAACAGGCUCUUUAAAGGGUUGCAGAGUUGGGUGCCUCUGAGGGAGAUAGGGAGAGAGACGGAGACAAGCACUCGUGAGCCAGCCUCUUGGCUUGGGGCUUAGAAAAGGUCUGCUCCCCGGACUCCAGGCCUCUUCAAGUAGUGGGAAACCACGCGCUCGGCUCCGGCUGGUCCCUGCCAGCUACCUCACCCGCCUCCCGGACCUGCAGCGUUCUCCCAGGCUGGCCUCCUGGACUCCCGGAAUCCGCGCCCUGGCAAAUCUGGCUCCGCGGAGUCUCCGUGAACAGAGCCAGAGUUUUCAGCGGUUUCUUGCUAGCGGCUGGGCGGGACUCUGGUGUCCGGAUGGCUGAACCCAGGAGGGUCCGCUUCCGUGAAACAGGUCACGACUUGCCUCAGUUGGAGCGGUGCGGUGUCUUCCUGGGGGCUGUUUUCGGAGGGAUGUCCAUUGCGAGCCAGGGCCCUAGCACUCAGCCCUUCAAGUGGACGCUACUCGCCCCGGGGCGCAUGUCCGUGAGUGGGCCCGCCAGGCCUUUUGUUUCCAACGCGCUGCGUCUUUAAGAUCGAGGCAGGAUUCCGGCCCGGGCAGGGACUCGACCCACCGCCUCGCCAAAGCUCCCGAACGCAGCAUUAGAAUGUUUAUAAAAUAUUCAAUUUAUGUAGUCUGUCCAAGAAGCCAUCGUCCCAAAAAUAAAAUCAGCAGUCUAGACGGAACACAGACACCAGAACUUAUCAACAGUUGUCUGACUUGCAUCUUCUGAUGCAUCUUGAGUGGGUCAUAAUACCAACUUUAUUUUCAGUGGUGCAUAAAUUAAUUACACGCAUUUAAUAACCAAAAUAUCAUUAUAUUCCCCCUUUAAUAUCAUAAAGGCUUUCCGCCAGGGAAGCACUUAAUAGUGCAGGGGGCCGUAACGGGCUAUUAUCCUGGUGUAAUGCUAUUACAGAACCAAUUAUGCGCCAUUAGACUUGCUUUUUUUGCAGUUUAUGUGAUUUGAUCCAAUCCCGCGCCCCUGACUUGAAAAUUUCAGCCCGGUACUUUAGAGUUUAAUUUUCACCCAGGCAGAGAGAAGGGCGGUCUCUCUCCGCUGAGUGUCUGCCUCCGAUGCAUUUUAAAAGUAAUUGCGAAGGGUCCCACCGCAUAUCAUUUGCAUGGAGAAGCGAACAUAAAUUCAAGGACCCCUUGCUGAGAACAAAAUCAAACUUUCCUUUUGUACGAUCGCUUGGAAAGGGAAGCCGUGUGCAGAGUCCCCCCAAAACCCAUCCGGCGGCGACAAUUAGCACCGCUUUGUCAAUUUGCAGCCCGGGAGUCGCCAGGCCUCUGACAAGGGCGAACCCAAAUCCAUUCUCUCCUGGAGAAAGAAGCCAGGCCGGAGCUACGCGCGCCCGUCGGUCCCGCCGCCACCCACCCAAGUCCGGCCGCCUAGUCCAUCAGACCGUCGGCGAUGUUUUAUUUCCACUGUCCGCCACAGCUAGAGGUAGGCACGGCACCCUUUGGCAACCACUCUACAGGGGAUUUUGAUGAUGGGUUUCUGCGAAGAAAACAGCGAAGGAACCGGACGACCUUCACCCUUCAGCAGCUGGAAGCUCUCGAGGCAGUCUUUGCCCAAACACACUACCCAGAUGUCUUCACCAGAGAAGAGCUAGCCAUGAAAAUAAACCUCACAGAAGCCAGAGUGCAGCUUGCCAAUAGCUGCCUAAAGACUGAACUGCAAAUUGAGAUAAAUGACACAAUUAUUGAACAUUCAGAAGUGGAAGAUCAUAACUUCUCCCUGAAAGGUGCAAGGGUUUGGUUCCAGAACCGAAGAGCCAAGUGGAGGAAAACAGAGAGAGGAGCCUCCGACCAGGAACCAGGUGCCAAGGAGCCCAUGGCAGAGGUGACGCCACCACCAGUGAGAAACAUCAACUCCCCGCCCCCCGGGGACCAGGGCCGGAACAAGAAAGAGGCGCUGGAGGCCCAGCAGAGCCUGGGGCGAACUGUGGGUCCUGCUGGUCCCUUCUUCCCCUCCUGCUUGCCAGGGACCCUCCUGAACACAGCCACCUACGCCCAGGCCUUGUCACACGUGGCCUCCCUGAAGGGGGGUCCGCUGUGUUCUUGCUGUGUCCCAGAUCCCAUGGGGCUCUCCUUCCUGCCCACCUAUGGCUGCCAGAGUAACCGCACAGCCAGUGUGGCUGCCCUGCGCAUGAAAGCCCGUGAGCACUCGGAAGCCGUCCUGCAGUCGGCCAACCUCCUGCCGUCCACCAGCAGCAGCCCCAGCCCUGCUGCCAAGCCAGCUCCCUCCGACAGCAGCCAGGACAAGACCCCUCCCACCAAGGAACAGAGCGAGGGAGAGAAGAGUGUAUGAGGGUCCAGAGUGCCCCAGCCUGCCGUGUCCUCCUCCCUGCCCUCCUGCUUCUCCCAGCCUCAGCCCUGCAAACUCUGACAGCAAGGAGAAGCCUGCUGCCUGGGGCUCGUGGACCCAGGAAAGGAUAUCAAGACCCACAGCUCCCUGGGUGCCUGGGGAGUCUGACAGUGGGGCUGGCUUCUUGGGUGACAGGUCCUGACGGCACUUGUAGCAUCGGAGUCCCUUCUGUGAUGAGACCCCUGAGUUCCCAUCCAGACCUACAAGUCUUGGAGGGGAGGCAGAUUUGCUUGCCCAUCACCUUUCCUGUCCCGUUCCAGGGCCACCGUUGCAGGUCUUCUCGACCCCAAGAACUAUGGCAGGGCCCUCCUUGAGAGACGUCCAGGGCUGACGUCUUAGGAUCUGAAAUGGGACUGUCCCCAUGGCAUUGGUUCAGAACCACAGAACUGGUAGAAUCUCAAACAACUCUUGGCUCAGGCUCGACUAGCAGUGAACCCUUUUCUCUUAUUGGGGGUUAUGGGUUGUAGGCUUGGUUAGAAGGGGAGAACACGUGGGGUGGGAAAGGGCUGAUAGGACAUAGCCUGCUCCAGGGGUACAUGGUGCUCGCUCCUAGCAGAUCUCACUUGGGCACAUCUGGCUGGGCGAAUCAGACUGGCCACGGGUUCCAUGAAGUGGGGGCCACCAUCUUGAUACUGGGGGCAAGUGGGGGUCCCCACAACUGAAUCAUCCACCUGCGGGUUCUGCCUCUCUCCUGGAAAGACCUGGAGGUUGGUGGAGAAGUUGAUCAACUGGAAGGCAACUCUCUUGCCCAGGAAAAGGUGAGAGCCCUUGGAGGGGAAGAAGCCCCUAGCAACACCUCUGAAACACUACGUCUGGAUGAACCACCUUCCCCAAAUCCCUGGCACCUGGAGGGGAUCUCCAGUGGUGAUGCUUUUUUUUUUGUUUGUUUUUUCUUUUAAACUGGGGAAAUCAAAUGUAGGAAAUGAGACUGAAAUGGCACGUGUGCUGAGAUGAAGCCCGGGGAAGACGGCUUCCUUGUGGUGUGAAGAGAAUUAAUUCUAAAGGGCCAGAUUUCAUGGAGAUCUCUGUUUCCAUCCAGAGUGGCCAUUUCUCCCGUGUGGAUGGUAACCUCGAAGAGAUUGAAGGGGAAUUGUGCAAUAGCAUGAGCCCCGCCCCUUGCCCCAUACCUGAAAGGUUAUGGGAUUUUGGUGGCUUUUGCUGAUGGUGUUUCCAUGCAAACUGUCAUUGUUUUUAUGAUGAUUGCUUUCAUUUCAGUUGUAAUCAAAACGUUAUACUUUCAGAUCCCCCCUUUUUAGCCUCCCCCGGAACCCCCAUACCCUGAGUGUAUCGUGCCUGUCUAUGAUUACUGCAAAGCAUUUGAUAAAACAUACUGUCUCCUUUAAAGAAAAAAAAAAUCAAACCCUUCUUCCUGCUGUAUUUUGCUUGUUGAGUACAAAGAUGAAACGAUUUGCCAAAAAGCGGCAAAGUCGCUUCCGUUUCCCUGUAAUUACGAAUGUUGGGUUGAGCGAUGUAAGCUCAAGCCCUUACGCACACUAACUCUUCAAUCUAAUUGUUUGAUUAAACUCGUAUUUCCUCCAGAAAGGUACAUAAAUAAGUGAACUGUUGGGCAAAUUAAGAAUACUUAACAGCAUUGCAUCCGAAAAGUAGUUACGCUGAUUAAAUUUUGUGUCCUUGAGGACUUUCAGGAAAUUACUUUUGAUCGUCAAUAACACAAUUAAGUAAACUACACACACAUUAGCAUGAAUAAUUGAUAAGAAAUUAUGUAUUACCACGAAGCACUGAUUUAAUAAUUCAUGACGCGACACUCUAGUGACUGUGCAAAACUGGAUAACAUCGAAAAGUCUGCCUGACGUUACGGAAAGAAAGGAAAAAAGCAAGCGCCAGACCUCUGCAGAGAUAUUGAGUACUUAGUUUUGUUGUACAGAGGCAAAAAAAGUAACCGAUGCAUGAUGUAGUUUCUGUUUGUUUAAAUACCCAAAUAAAUUUAGAAGAGUUAAAAG
This is a messenger RNA of Ictidomys tridecemlineatus (thirteen-lined ground squirrel), 4894 nucleotides long. Lineage: Eukaryota; Metazoa; Chordata; Mammalia; Rodentia; Sciuridae. The record is from RefSeq and is a predicted model, not a curated record.